UAGCAUAUGUGACGUAUGUCAAGAUGUUUGCACGCCGAUAAAGAAAGUCAUUAGGUGUAUCAUUAAUCUAUUUCUUUUACUAUGUACAGCACAACAUGAAUAGCCUCGGUUUAAGUUUAAUUUUAAAAAUGGGCUGUAUAUGCUCCAAAGAAACUAUCACGGUAAAUUCAAGAAAUUAUACAGUUCGCGAACAUCUUGGAGAAGGUGGAUUCAGCACUGUACUUUUAGUUGAAGAUGCAUUAACACAUAAGAAGUAUGCAAUUAAAAAGAUAAUUUGUCAUGGCUUAGAGGACCAGAGAUUAGCAGCAAAAGAAAUAGAAUAUCACAAUCUUGUGAAACAUCCAAAUGUAAUAGAAUGUAUUGAUUCCACUUAUAAAGGAACAGCAGAUCCUGUCAUUAACGCUACCAGUGAAGCAUUACUUGUUUUACCAUACUAUCAUAGAGGUACACUUGCAAAUGAAUUAGAAAGACGUGCUAAAAACAGUGAUUAUAUGAGUGCAUUGGAAAUUUUAUAUAUUUUUUCACAAAUAUGCGAAGGUGUAAAAGCUUUUCACGAAGCAAAACCAGAACCUCUUGCUCACAGAGAUCUAAAGACUGCAAAUAUAGUUCUUGGUGAUGGUACUACACCUAUUAUAAUGGACUUAGGUUCUGUAGCACCUGCAAGAGUUAAAGUAUGCGGAUCACAGGCAGCGCAAACAUUGCAAGAUUUAGCAGCAGAAAGGUGUUCAAUGCCAUACAGAGCACCAGAAUUAUUUAAUGUUGAAAGUUAUUGUAUGGUGGAUGAACGAACUGAUAUUUGGUCUUUAGGCUGUAUUCUGUAUGCACUCUGCUAUUUUAAAUCGCCUUUUGAUGCUGUAUAUGAAAGAGGAGAUAGCGUUGCUUUGGCUGUCAUGAGUGCAAAUAUUACAUUCCCAGAAAAUAGUCCUUACAAUGAGGAAAUGCAGGAUCUGAUUUUAUCAAUGUUGAAGGUAAACCCUAUGGAACGUCCUUAUAUAUACAGUGUUAUAGAAAGUGUACAUGAUCUUAUCGGCAAGUUGGAGAACAGAGUAUAAUCAUAUAAAGAGCAAUAAUUUAAAUAUUUAUUAUUCAAGAAUGCAUGUACAGGUGAUUUUUGAUACUUCUUACAUCACGUACACCAAUCGAAAAUAUUUAUCACAGUACAGAAAAAAUACGUGAUAUUAAAAUGCAAUAAUAUAACACAGUAAUUUUUUACUAACGAAGUUUGAAAUAUUUGUAAAAUUUUACAAUAUCAUUUCAGACCUUAAAAAAAUGAAUUACUAAGUAAUAAACUUUAAGAUAUAUUUUAAAUACAUAUGUAAAUAUUAAUGUUCUGAAAAACAAAAAUUUCAGACUUACAGCACAUUUAUAGUAUCGUUGGAAGCAUAAAUAUGAUAUACUAUUUUAACACAAUACUGAUAGCUGACAUUUGAAUUAAUAAUCAGCUAGCUUUCUUUAGAUCGA
Hylaeus volcanicus is the source of this 1461-nucleotide messenger RNA. Its product is annotated as serine/threonine-protein kinase 16. Gene Ontology annotation, biological process: protein phosphorylation. Lineage: Eukaryota; Metazoa; Arthropoda; Insecta; Hymenoptera; Colletidae. The coding region runs from base 96 to 1052 and encodes 318 amino acids. Gene Ontology annotation, molecular function: protein serine/threonine kinase activity; ATP binding. Gene Ontology annotation, cellular component: cytoplasm; Golgi apparatus. The record is from RefSeq and is a predicted model, not a curated record. The transcript has 6 exons.